CGACUUCCCGGCACCAUCAGCUCCUGAACGGAGAGCUUCCAUGCCUUGAGAACAAGGAGCUGCCGUACCACAGUGAGCUUGAGAAGAUUUCUAUGUCCCAGUAGCACAACUUGGUUUUGGGGGGGAAGUGAAAUUACCCGUAGCUUAGUGCGUGCUCCCGUUCGCAGCGUGCCCACACACACGUAGCACGUGCGGCUGCAGCGCUUGAUGCAGUUUUUCAGAAGGCAGCAACAGCGGAGCGCUUCCCGAGCCGCCGUCAGCCGCCUCUCCGGUCGAGGCUCCAGCGCGGGGCCGACUCACGCACGCGUUAGCUGUCGGGCGCGCUCUGUGCGCGGCCCCUUUAAGGCGGCGCGGGGUCGGGCCCCGCCGCAUGAUUGACAGGUCGGCGGCGUCACGUGACCGGGCUCUAUUUGAAGGUCACAAAAAGCUGCUUCCUUUAGAGAGAGGGAGAGCGAGGGAGGGAGCGGGAGAGCGAGCGAGGGAGGGAGCUCACGCCAAAAUGGCCGACGGAGUCUCUGCUGGCUUCUGAACAUUUGAAAUUGAAAAAAAAACAAACGCGAAAUCGUUUCGGGAUUUUUUUUUUUGUUUCAUUUCCAUUUCUACCUUGUAUGCCUCAACUCGCUGGAUUUAAGCACUGCUGCACUUUAUGAGAGAGAAGGAGCAAGAAAGGGAAGAACAGUUAAUGGAAGACAAGAAAAGGAAGAAGGAGGAUAAGAAAAAGAAGGAAUCUGCUCAGAAGGUCACAGAUCAAAAAACCAAAGUGCCCGAAGUGACGAAACCAAGUUUAAGCCAACCAGUGGCUGCCAGCCCAAUUGGCAACUCUCCAUCGCCACCAGUCAAUGGUGGCAACAAUGCCAAAAGGGUGGCAGUGCCGAACGGACAACCGCCAAGCGCCGCCCGCUACAUGCCUCGGGAGGUGCCGCCGCGAUUCCGUUGCCAGCAGGACCACAAAGUGUUACUGAAACGUGGGCAGCCCCCUCCACCAUCCUGUAUGCUCCUUGGGGGUGGAGCAGGGCCUCCUCCCCCGGCAGCACCAGGAGCAAACCCCAACAACGCACAACCAGUGACAGGAGCACUGCUGCAGAGCGACAGUGGGACUGCAACAGAUUCAACAAUUGGAGGUGCUGCUGCUUCAAAUUAUGCAAAUUCCACUUGGGGUCCUGGAGCCUCCUCCAACAGCGGCACCAACGCCAACCCAACUCACAUCUGGGACAAGGUGAUUGUAGACGGGUCUGACAUGGAAGAGUGGCCUUGUAUCGCCAGCAAAGAUGCUGAGUCUUCUUCCGAAAACACCACCGAUAACAACAGUGCCUCGAACCCUGGCUUGGAGAAGAACGCUCUGCCAGGAAGCACCACUAGUAACAAAGGAAAAGGAAGCCAGUGCCAGUCUGGAAGCGCUGGAAAUGAAUGUAAUCUUGGGGCCUGGAAAUCUGAUCCCAAGGCUAAAUCUGUUCAAUCUUCCAACCCUGCUGCCGAGAGUAACAAUGGACUAAGUAAUUGGAGGAACUUGACUGGACAAGAUAGAAUUGGUUCUGGUUCUGGCUUCAGCAACUUUAACCCAAAUAGCAACCCGUCUGCUUGGCCAGCACUGGUCCAAGAGGGCAAUUCUAGGAAAGGGACUUCGGAAUCUGAUAGUGGUAGCUCCAAUGCACAGAUUAGCACAGUAGGUCAGACCUCUAGGGAACAGCAGUCAAAGAUGGAAAAUGCGGGUGUUAACUUUGUCUCUGGCAGAGAACAGGCUCAAAUUCAUAACACUGAUGGACCAAAAAACGGAAACACUAACUCCUUGAACUUAAGUUCACCAAACCCUAUGGAGAAUAAGGGAAUGCCCUUUGAAAUGGGCUUGGGGAACCCUUCCAGGAGCACUGACACCCCUUCACAAAGCACUGGAGAAAGAAAGACUGGGAGUGUUGGGUCUUGGGGUACAGCUAGGGGGUCUUCUGGAACUGACACAGUCUCUGGACAGAGCAAUUCUGGAAACCAUGGGAACAAUGGAAAGGAUAGGGAGGACUCCUGGAAAGGAGCUUCUGUUCAAAAAUCUAAUGGGUCAAGAAGCGAUUCUUGGGAUAACAAUAACCGGUCUACGGGUGGUGGGUCUUGGAACUUUGGCCCUCAGCAUGCAAAUGAAAGCAAAUGGGGUGAAGGGAACAAAUUAACAUCUGGGGUCUCUCAGGGAGAAUGGAAACAGCUGUCUGGGUCUGAUGAACUGAAGAUUGGAGAAUGGAGUGGUCCAAACCAACCAAAUUCUAGCACUGGAGCAUGGGACAAUCAAAAAGGCCACCCUCUUCCUGAAAACCAAGGCAAUUCCCAGGCUCCCUGUUGGGGAAGAUCUUCCAGCUCUGCAGGAAGUGAGGUUGGAGGUCAAAGCACUGGAAGCAACCACAAAGCAGGAAGUAGUGACAGUCACAAUUCUGGACGCCGAUCAUAUAGGCCUACACAUCCUGAUUGCCAGGCAGUCUUGCAGACUUUGCUGAGCAGGACUGAUUUGGACCCCCGAGUGCUUUCAAACACUGGCUGGGGCCAAACACAAAUUAAGCAAGACACCGUAUGGGAUAUUGAAGAGAUGCCACGGCCUGAGGGGAAGUCUGACAAAGGAACUGAGGGGUGGGAGAGCUCUGCCACACAGACAAAGAACUCAGGGGGCUGGGGCGAUGUACCCAGCCAAAGCAAUCAAAUCAAGUCUGGAUGGGGUGAGCUCUCAACCCCAACAGAGUGGAAGGACCCCAAAAAUACUGGAGGAUGGAAUGACUAUAAGAACCCCAAUUCAUCUAAUUGGGGAGGGGGAAGACAAGAAGAGAAAUCGUCAUCUUCUUGGAAUGACAGCUCUAGUAAGGAUCAGGGGUGGGGUGGACGGCAGCCUAAUCAAGGAUGGUCUUCUGGAAAGAACGGUUGGGGAGAGGAAGUUGACCAAGCGAAAAACAGCAACUGGGAAAGUACGGGAAAUAAGCCAGCAUCUGGUUGGGGUGAAGGUGGGCAAAAUGAGAUUGGAACUUGGGGUAAUGGUGCAAAUACAGGCUCUGCUUCAAAGGGUGGUUGGGACGAUUGUAAAAGAAAUUCAACGUGGAAUGAGACGGGUCGACAGCCCAACUCCUGGAACAAGCAGCAGCAGCAACAGCAGCAGCAGCAGCAGGAGACUUCUGGUUCCUGGGGUCCACCGCCACAAACUCCAAGUAAUGGGCGACCUCCGAACCCAAACUGGAACAGCGGACCACAACCAGCUGCCCCCAAAGACGAGGAGCCUAGUGGCUGGGAAGAACCUUCUCCACAGUCAAUCAGUCGGAAAAUGGAUAUUGAUGAUGGCACUUCAGCGUGGGGAGAUCCUAGCAGUUAUAACUACAAGAAUGUGAACCUGUGGGACAAGAACUCACAAGGAGGACAGGCCCCACGGGAACAGAGCCUGCCUACUCCAAUGACUAGCAAAUCACAAGCAUCAGUCUGGAGCAAAAGCACUCCGCCUGCUCCAGAUAAUGGUACGUCCGCCUGGGGUGAGCCAAAUGAAACCAGUCCCGGGUGGGGUGAAGUAGAUGAUACAGGAGCAUCGACAACAGGCUGGGGGAAUGCACCUUCCAACGCCCCGAAUGCCAUGAAAUCUAGUUCUAAAUCUAUGCAAGAUGGCUGGGGAGAGAGUGAUGGGCCAGUAACAGGCACACGUCAUUCCAGCUGGGAAGAGGAGGAGGAGGGAGGAGUCUGGAACACAGCAGGCUCUCAGGGAAGCAGUUCCUCCCACAACUCAACAAGCUGGGGGCAAGGAGGAAAGAAAACACAGAUAAAGUGCUCAUUAAAAGGAGGAAAUAGUGAUUCAUGGAUGAACCCUAUAUCCAAACAGUUUUCAAAUAUGGGCUUGCUAAGUCAAACUGAGGACAUUCCAGGCAAUAAGAUGGACUUGUCUGUAGGUGGUCUCCCAGAUAAGAAGUUUGAGGUAGAUAAACGAGCCAUGAAUCUCGGGGAUUUUAAUGACAUAAUGAGAAAGGAUCGAUCUGGGUUCCGUCCACCUAAUUCCAAAGACAUGGGAACCACAGAUAGUGGGCCUUAUUUUGAGAAGGGUGGCAAUCAUGGUUUGUUUGGAAACAGCACAGCACAAUCGAGGGGCAUGCACACACCAGUGCAGCCACUAAAUCCUUCCCCCAAUAUCCGGGCGCAAGUGCCUCCCCAAUUUCUUUCUCCCCAGGUUUCGGCCUCCAUGCUCAAACAGUUCCCCAACAGUGGCUUGAAUCCAGGUCUUUUCAAUGUGGGGCCCCAGCUUUCUCCGCAACAGAUUGCCAUGCUGAGCCAGCUUCCACAGAUUCCCCAGUUUCAAUUGGCGUGUCAGCUCCUCCUUCAGCAGCAGCAGCAGCAGCAGCUGUUACAGAGCCAGAGGAAGUUAUCUCAAGCUGUGCGACAGCAGCAGGAGCAACAGAUUGCUCGUAUGGUGAGUGCCCUCCAGCAGCAGCAGCAGAGGCAGCCUGGCAUGAAGCAUUCACCAUCCCACCCUGUUGGGCCUAAGCCACAUAUAGACAGCAUGGUACCCAAUCCUUUGAAUGUGGGUCUUUCAGAUUUACAGAGCAAAGGACAAAUACCUGGAUACGGUUCAGGCUUUGGCUCAAGCAGCAUGGAUUAUGGCAUGGUGGGAGGGAAAGAAGCUGGAACAGAAUCCCGCUUUAAACAGUGGACUAUGAUGGAAGGGCUGCCCUCUGUGGCUUCACAAGAUGCCAAUAUGCACAAAAAUGGUGCAAUAGUGCCCCCUGGAAAGGCUCGCGGAGGAUCGCCCUACAACCAGUUUGACAUAAUUCAGGGCGACCCGCUGGGUGGCCAUGCAGGCCCUGCUGGUGAUAGUUGGUUACCUGCCAAAUCUCCGCCGACGAGCAAGAUCGGAAGCAAAUCCAGCAACGCCAGCUGGCCUCCAGAGUUCCAACCAGGAGUGCCAUGGAAAGGUAUACAAAACAUUGACCCUGAAUCUGACCCCUACGUGACCCCUGGAAGUGUGCUGGGGGGGACAGCCACAUCUCCCAUUGUAGAUACUGACCACCAACUUCUGCGGGACAACACCACAGGGUCUAAUUCUUCCCUCAACACCUCGCUGCCUUCACCUGGUGCCUGGCCCUACAGUGCCUCUGACAAUUCCUUCACCAACGUUCAUAGCACUUCAGCAAAAUUCAGUGAUUACAAAUCAACAUGGUCCCCAGAUCCCAUAGGACACAAUCCCACUCAUCUCUCCAACAAGAUGUGGAAAAACCAUAUUUCCUCAAGGAACACUACAGGGCUGCCUCGCCCGCCUCCUGGCCUGACCAACCCCAAACCAUCAUCUCCAUGGAACAGCACAGCACCCCGAUCGGUCAGGGGCUGGGGGACACAGGACUCAAGGCUUGCCUCUGCAUCUACUUGGAGUGAUGGUAGCUCAGUUCGUCCUAGUUACUGGCUGGUUCUUCACAAUCUCACUCCACAGAUCGAUGGCUCAACCUUGAGGACGAUCUGCAUGCAGCAUGGCCCACUGCUGACAUUCCAUCUGAACCUGACCCAGGGCACCGCUCUCAUCCGAUACAACACCAAACAGGAGGCGGCCAAGGCCCAGACUGCACUGCACAUGUGUGUGUUGGGAAACACUACCAUCCUGGCUGAGUUUGCCACAGAUGAGGAGGUUAGUCGCUUUUUGACACAAGCUCAGCCCCCUACACCUGCAGCAACCCCAAGUGCACCCGCGGCAGGCUGGCAAUCCCUGGAGACGGGACAGAACCAGACAGAUCCAGUUGGACCUGCUUUGAAUCUCUUUGGUGGGUCAACAGGGCUUGGGCAGUGGAGCAGUGGUGGCGGCGGCAGCAGUGGGGGUGAUCUCACUGGCGCUUCGUUGUGGGGGCCCCCAAACUAUUCUUCAAGCUUGUGGGGGGUCCCGAGCGUAGAGGAUCCACACAGAAUGGGCAGCCCUGCUCCCUUACUACCUGGAGACCUUCUGGGAGGAGGGUCGGAUUCAAUCUGAACUUAGAACUUUCAACUCUGACCUCGUGACCUUUUUUGGAACAGCAGCAGCACUAACUUGACCUUUUCGUUUUUUUUCAACUUGCAAUAAAUACAUUUAUAAAAGGAAAAAAGAAAACGGAGAGAGAAAAAAAGGUGGGUCAUUGACAGACUGUCUGAGCACAUAGUUGCCUCCCUUAUAUAACUUCAGUUUUUUCGUUUGGAAUAUGAAUCCAAAAAGAGAACAUAUCACUCUUGAAAUACUUGAAUCAUGAACGCCAACUUAGAAAGACAAUGUGAAGCAAGUACACAUACCAUUUAAAUUUAAACACAAAAAAUUAAAAAAAUUAGUUUCUAGUUUUUCACUUUUUCAUGUUAUACGGAAGUUGUUGCUAAGAAACAUAUAUACUGAAAAAAUAGCUUUUUAACUUUGUUUGCACUGGGUGUGUUUCCGUCCUUAGGUCUACCAUGUUGGGUUGGGGUAGGGGUGGGAUUCAAAAGAAAAAAGGGGUGGGGGGAGGGGAAGACUUGACGGAGCCUCACUUUAAAAACAAAAAACAGACAAAAAAAAUUAAAAAAACAAAAAAAAAAAAGAAAAAAACAACAACAACAAAAAAACCAUCACUUUGUGAUUGGCUGGUUGAUAAGUACCAGUGUGUUCUGGCACAUGUAACUGCCCACGUGUGCUUGUUUCUGUGUGAGUGCGUGUGCACAUAUUCGUGUGUGUGCAUUUUUUCUCUCUAUAUAUAAUCUUGAAACGCUGCAUUGCUGAUGGUCUAUGGGCUGGCUGGCCAUCUGCUUGUCUUGCUUCUGAAAACAAGACAGGCAUGGUGGAGUCCCUGUGGCUGAAGCAGAAUCCAGUUGGGCUGGAUUAAAAUUUGUCAGUAAGUUCUUUUUAAAUUCAUUUUAGCAGGGUGCUAUCUCAAGUUUGCAGAUCAUACUGAAUGGGUAGUUGCUUCCUAGCCCUUGUUCUAACCCUGUGGUAGAGCAGAACACUGCCAUAUCCAAAGGAUUUGGUGAGAGGGGAGCCAGUGUUGUCUUUUGAGUAGCAGUGUAUUUAUUUAUUUAUGUCUGCAUGUGGGGUUUUUGUAUGGAGUGAACCCUAGAAUGUUUGUUAUAUAAUGCAAGCCAUUUUUUUUUCUUCUGAAGAGAGGAAAAGGGGAGGAAAGAAGACAUUGCCAUUUUUGGGGUGACAAAGAAGAAUGUUCUUAUUCUCUUGCAAGCUUCGGAACCUUUAAAACUAACAAAAAGAAAAGUUUCUUUUCUCCCCCAAAAGCAUAAAUAAGCACCCACGUUCAUUCUUGAAGAAUCCAUCAAAAGCUUGAAAGUCCAGCCCAACCAAAUUAGCCUUUCAAUUGAUUUACUGCUUGUUUUAAAACUGACAAAGGUGAAAUUGUGUCAGCAAACCGCUGGCCGGCCUGCCUCAUCCCCUGAAAGCACAUGCAGCUGACUCCCUUCCGCGUCCUUCACGGUGAGCGUUACCUGUGCCAGGCCUUGGUGUAUUACAGCACCAGACCAUCACUGACAGAAACGUUUACUUACGAAUGUUCUUAAACCAGUGUGUACUUCAAACGUUUCCUUUUGUUUCUCUGUGUUGUGUUUUUUCCUGUGUACGUGGUUUUGCUUAGGGAAGUAUAUAACUAGCAAAGACUUUUUUUUUUUUAAAGUAUUGCACCUUUUUGUUUUUUGUUUUUACUUUUUCUGUACUGUUGCUUUUUAAUUUUCUGUAUUUAAGGAAAGGUUUGGGGUUUUUUUAGCAUCAGUGUAAGUAGUACUCUGGGCAGGAUAGGGGUGACCUAUGUAAUCCACAGUGAUAGCCAGUGUGUGCGUGCAUGUGUGCGCUGGGAACAAACUUCCGAGACUGCUUGUUGUGAAGAGCCGUAGCAGCCUUGAAGGAGCAUCUCUUUACACAAAGCCAGAAGUCGUUCGGAGGAAGGCUGGGAAAAGAGGGAAGAGAGAUGCCGGUACUUUUCGUGUAAGUGCUAGCAUCCGUGUGGCGUUGUCUAGCCGUCGUACUGUCUAACAAAGUGCCGACGUUCAGUACCAGCAACUACCUGUCCAUUCCAACCCUCAGCGGGAGCAGUUCUCGGUUUUUAUUACCUGUCGGGGGGAGGAUAGGAGAGUCUCCAGCGUUUUCAUUGAAGGAUCCAACAGUGUCUAAUACGUUAAAGCAGGGCAUAGGUGGGGAGAAGCAGAAGCAGACUCAAGUAGGGUAGGGGUGCGUGUGUGUGUGCGUCUGGGUGCGUGUGCCUGUGGGUUGGGAGGGGGGGGAAGGACAGGGGAGUUUUGUGGCUUUUCUCAAUUCGCCCUUUCUAUGUAAACCCAGUGUCACAAGGAUGACUGACUGAGGGAAAUGCUGCAUUUACACAUGCCUGUAGAUUUGUACACAAAGUGUUACGUGACAAUAAGUAUGAGUAGGUUUGUAUUUGCUUAGUAAACUGGAGUGUGCAGCAUACUCUGGCUCCGUUGGAAUGUACUUUUCUAUCACAUCUCCUUCAUCCCACCAUGCACAAUGAAAAUUUCCUCUUCCAGCUCCUGCUACCUAGUGCCCCUCGCGUGCACGCAUCCUUAGAGCUUUGUUUCUGACGGUCUCCGCUCGAAGCCCAGCUGCACUCCCACAGGCAGAGCAGGUUCCUAAAAGCCUUGUGCCAGCAGUUCUUCCUAGCGAAGCACCUUUGGCCCGAGUCAGCCAGUGCCCCUUCUCCCCGCGGUUUGCUCUCCACGCUGGUUCAUCGCUGUGUGCCACCCUCACUUCUCUCUCCCAGCCUGCCCUAUGGUCCCUUUUCCUGCACUUUGGGUUAGUUGAGUUCAUUGCGAUACUACGGUGAAAGCCGGGUGCUAGAGCCCCUCUUGUUUACAAGACGUAAUGAGGGAUUUGAAAUAUUUAAAAAGAAAAGCUAAAUUGUUCUUCCAUUGUAAGCUUAAAGGGAAAAAAAAAAAAAUUAAAACAUACAAAAAAAAAAAAAAAAAAAGACCAAAAAGUGCAUAUAUAUAUUUUAGAUGAAGACUAACUCUGGGAGCAUUUAACAGUGUUUUUGUUUUAAUUUUAACAUUUUAUUUUCCUGCUUUAAAUUUGCAAGCAUUCUCAGGAAUUCUAGGGUAGGAAGCCAGUUUUUUGAAGAUGGUUUAUUUAACCUUAUCCUAGAUAGAUGGCUGUUUCUUGUUGAUAAACUUUUACAAGUUCCUGAAUCUUCAAAAUGUUUGAAAGUUUUUACUUUAAAAUAAAAAAAGCUAAAAAAAUUAAUAAAAAGAAAAAGAAAAAAAAAUGAAAAAAAUCUCCAAAUGUUACUGUCAGGUGGGGGGGGUCAAGAAUUGUAAAGACUGAGUAAAUUAAAACACAUGAAGAGAACUUCUUGGUAUCAGCAGCAGAAAUCCGUUGCGAUCUGAAGUUGUGGGAGAAGAAGGGUUGUAGUGCUUUGGUACUCGUGUGCAUUUGCAUGGAAAAGAGAAGUGUAAGAAUGGAAAUCUAUUACUAUGUUCCCUUUCGAUUUGAAACGAAAAUAUUCUUCAAGCACCUUUUUAAAAGCAAAGUGAAACUGUAAAUCUAACAAAAAUGCAGUAUAGUUUCAACUGAAAGAGUCCUCAGUGAGGAGGAGCAGCAGGAAAUACACGAUGUUGCUUCUUCAAGCCACUUCUAAGUAGUGCUAAAUACCAGUGCUGACAGAACGCCGAAGAAAGCAGUAGUUCUAGCCUGCCUUUCUCAGUACAGAAAAAAGGGAGGCAGUAUGAAAAAAAAACUUCAGUGAAAUGUACAUUAGAAAUCAACUUUCCCAUUUUCAGCUGUUUUGGUCAGUUUUGUCCCCCAGUUGGAGAUUUGCUGCUUGCUUUUCUUAACCCUCAGCCCACCUUCAGUCUUUCUGUGUUGUUUCACAUGCGGGGAAUAGCUGGUAAACUCUUCUGUUCACCCUAUUGCUGCUGGCUGUCGGGGCGGACAGUCUUGAGCUUCAGAGCUUGGUGCUGGGGUGCCUGACUUCUGCCCCCAGCUCUAAGGGUCAGGGGUUUGCUCCUCCUGAAAUGGCGAGACUCACACCACAGAAACCGCGCUAGUGCCUUUCUACAUGCACCCUACAGUAGGGGAAGGGAGGGGAGAUGAGGCAGUAUGGUGGCUUAACGGAAAUAAAUGUACCCGUUCUUAGAGCAAAAAGAGCAUGCAGUGAGUCAUUGCAUGCAGUCAUGCAAUGAGUUACAUAGCAGUAGUUGUUAAGAUAGCUUUUUACUAUUUAAAAAAGUCAGAUGCCAAAUUAAUGUCCUUUUCAUAUCAGUUGCCCGGUGUUUUUGUGUUGUGCUCUGUGUACAUACGAGUGUAUAAGUGUGUGUGUUGACUCUAAUGCAUCAGCUAAUUUGGGAAAAAAAUUGUAUAAUGGGCCAGUAGAGGAACGUUCAUUUAGGACGUUAAAGAUUUUUUUAUUAUUAUUAUUUUUAAGGAGAAAAAUUUGAGGGUUUUUUGGCCAGAGGCUGUUCAAAUUGGCAGAGUCCUGAAAAACAAAAAAAGGAAAUCUUGGGCUUUGUCAAAUAGAGCCUGGGAGUGUGGCAGUCAUUUGGAAGUUGAAUCGUAAGUGCUGAGGGAUGCAGUCUGGAGCUUCUGCCAUCAGCUGAGUCCAAGCCUCCUGUCUUACAGCAGUCUGCUCCUCCAUUCCUUAAAGGUACAGGCCUGCAAACGUUAGUGACUGUCUUCUCAGUGAGUUUUCCAAAGUUGUUCAAGUAAAGCCACGUUAGUCUUACUGCUUUCCAGCCGCAGGUGAUAGUUCCAUUCCUCUGAAUUACGCAUAGCUGGCCGUGAUGCUGGCACGGCUCGGUCCUGGCAUUCCUAACCCCACUGCAAACUAUUUCUGAGCAUUGUGGUAACCACACUCAUCUCCUAGGGACGGCAGUUGCUCAAAUGUUGUAAAUACCCUGCUACCAUUUGGGCUUGUAACAGUAGAAAAGACAGCAGGAAUAGAAGUUAGAGUAUUUGGGGGCUUUUACAACCAUUCCAGGGAAGGAAUUGGUGACAGCAUCUUGUUUAAAAUGUUGACAGAGAGAGUAAAGGGGCUGGGGAAAAGCAUCUUACUACGUCCUGCAUGAAAAUCAGUUUUACUUUCAAGCAACAGAGAACACUUCUUCGUUCUGUUCCUGGUUUUGAUUCUUAGGAUUAUAAAGCUUAAAUAUGUAUGUACUUUGCAGGUGGUUUCACAUGUCCUGCCUUUUUGUUUUGAAUCCUUCAGUGCUACAUUUUAGCAGACUUCUAAACAAGUACCUAUUUGUUAAUUCCACUUGGCUUACCCUAGCCAGCAGUGUGCAUCCAGCUGAGACUUUUUUUAAUAGGUUUGUUGGUUCUUCCUAAGUUUGAGAAUUUCCUUUUAGCUAUAAGAAAGUCUAGUAAGCAAAACAAUAAAAAAUAAAGAGGAGUGAUGCAGCUCAGAAAUCUAUGUUGAGACCUCAGAUGCUUAUUUUGGAAAGCAGAUUUAAUAUGUACAUUGGAAGACUUGCCAGUUUUCCCACUGUUUUUGUACUUCCCUGGACUUUUACCCAACAUUUUUCAGUGUUUUUGUUGUUUCUUUUUCCCAGUCACAGGGUGUCAGGUUUUUCUUACAAGCUUUUUUUUUACUUCAGGUUAAAUGGCAUGUCUAAUGAGCAAGUGUGUGUUUUUCUUUUGCAAUAUAAACACAGAUUUUCAGCAAACUGUGUGGGAUAGCAGCGUCAAAGAUGAAAUAACAACUGAACCUUUAUAUUAUGGUGACAGCUUUUUUUUUUUUUCUUCCCUGACACAGAUUUCCAAACAUUCAGUGCUUAGAACUUUUUCUCUAAGAUUUUUUCUUCCUAAAAAUGUUGCCACAUCUUCCACUAUUUGUGUCUUGACAGUGCAUCCAAACAGGACCCUUUUUGGUCCUGCUUUUGCUUCAUUCUUUGUUACGUUUACCUUUUAGGCUUCUACAUUUGUUAACGUGUAUGUUUUUCCUGUAGAUAUUAAGAGGAGUGCUGUGUGUUUCUGAGAUACCCACAUCUGGCCAAGUCUGAUCCAGGCAAUCAGGAGUGACCGUCACAUAAAUUAGUCCCACUGACCUUAAAUGAGUGCAUACUGCUCAAGUAAGGGCUCUUUGUGUAAGUACACUUCAGCUGGAUCAGGGUCCAGAUAGCAGAUGUGGACUUGUUACAUUUCCAAAGCAGCCAACAGACCAGUGUUGCAUGUAUCACAUUCACUGUAAGUCGUGUGACCUUAACAUGCAGUAACUCUCUUUGCAGUAGAUGGUUAGUGUCUCAGGGUACAAGUCCUGAUGGAGUGAAAGGUAGUUUCUUCCGUCUCUAAGGAGGAAAGGUUCCCCUACAGCAGGAGCAGCUUUCUUAUCUGUAAAUAGGCAUGCAUGUAUUUGUGGGCAGGAAAGUAAUACCAAGAAAAUUAAGUUGAAAGGAACUAAAAGAAAAUAAAUGCUCUUGAAAUGCAACUUUGGUCCUGAAUCUGAAACAACAUAUGCAGAAUCCGUUGCUGUGACUAAAUUGAUUUUUGCACAAAAUACCAUUUCAAUUUUACAGUUUUAUUUCCUACAAUUUUGCAGAGUCAGAAUCCUCGUUGCCUGAUUCUGUUAGAUCGUAUCAGUCUGUCCUGCUGCGAUCAGAAUACAGAUGUCAAAGCCCAAAUUAUCUUCCUUUUUCUUUACCAGUACUGGGAUUCUCAACACGGAAGAAGGAUGUUAGCAGUAACGGGAAAAUCUGUAUACCUUCCCUGGUGUUGACAAACCCUGCUUCCCUGUUGUGCUGAGUUCACAUUUAGGCUUAAAAUGCAAACCCUUAAGUGUUGCUGGAGCAGAGCUGUUGGUUGGACUAGGGGGCAGUAGUGUAACUGGAGGUUACUGGUUGUCUUGCUAGUUUGUGCCCCUCACAAUGUGUCCCUUCAGUGUCCUGUCACUGUAAACACCAGUGUUGCUGAAUUUUACCAGAGUUCCCCUGCAGUGGAUCAUAGAAGACAGCCAGGUCUAUCUUGUAGUGGCUCUCCAAACAGAGCUUUGUCCACAGUAGGAUUCAAGGGUCCGACUGCACUGCUGUUAAAUCUCAGUCAUGGUCCCAUUAAAAUAUAGCUGUCUAUUUCAUGGUAUAUGUGGAACUUUAAAACUUGUGUCAGUGACUCUUGCUUUUAAUCCUUAUAUGAAAACUGAUUAAAGAUUUCAUCUGUGAUACAAAAAAGCGCCUCAGCUCCUAAUGGAGCCUCUUUUCACUGUUGUCUGGCCAAGAUAGAUAAAGCUUCAUCAGUGGCAUACAGCAGACAGCAUCUAUUCCCAUCCACAGUUUGUGUGUUUGUCUUCAUUGAGCAAUGCAGGAAAGUUUCUCUCCAAAAAUCUCCCAGGACCCAGUGCUAUAUAAGCAAGUUUCUAGCAAAUCAAACGCCCUCGGCAAAGAACCAUUUUUACUCUGUACGUGUGACAGCUGGGACUGGUGGCAUUCCGCAGUGUUAGGGCUCCUGCUAACUUUGUUGUGUGAGAAGGAGUUUUUUGACUCUGAUAUUGAUUCUGAUUGAUUCUGUAUAUGAAUAUGGUGCACUCGGGUGGGAAAACAAAGCAAAAAAUGCAUUGUGCCAGCCAGCAUUAAGUAUUUUUGCAGUAAACAUUCUUGAUGUUUGUGGACAGAGGGGAAGAGAAAAGAUUGGAGAAGUUAGCCAUGGAUGGGCAAUAUAAGCAGGCAGUGAUGUCUCCUUGAGCAUUCAGUCCCUCCUCUUGGGUAUUAGUGUGCGUAGUUGCAUUCACAGAACUCAUUUCCCCUUUUAUUAAAAAACAACUUUCUUUUUUAACUGAGAUAAAGUCAAAGCUUUUCCUGUUGCAGGUGACACACAACCGUAAGCAAACAUUUUCUUCACCAUCUACUGUUGAGCAGUAAGCAGGUUGCACAGCUUGCUAGAAAAGCAAUUUUUGUGACAUGGUAAUAAUAUUAUGUGCUUUCUUUCCCCUCCCUCCCCCUGCCAGAUAUGGCUUACCCUUUCUAUAUAAGGCACUGAGUGUGUUGUUUUGUUUUGCUUUGUUUUGUUUUGUUUUGUUCUGGAGAUGUGUGGAGAAGAAGCAAAAUGAAGUGAAAAUGCAAGCCAAGGUAGAACAGCCUUACUUUAGGGGGUAGCCUUACAACAGAGCUUUAUAGUGAGUGUGCUGUAUUCCAAAAUAUGUAAGCCAAAAACAAAAAGCAUUCACUUAUGCAAAAAAAAACAAAAAACAAAAAAACAAACAAAAAAAAAAAACAAAAACUUAAAAAGAGGUGUUGGAAGACUUCUUUAAUAUGUACCUUCUAAAGGUAGAGUAAGGUCUCACCGAGUGAUACGUUAUUGUGAUACUUCUUGCUGGGUCAGUAGGGAUGGGUUGGGGUAUAAGCGCUUAACGUUUUCCUCCUUGUAUGUUUUUACAAGCAGUAAGAUAAAUGUGGUAUUUAUGAAUGUGCCUUUGUGAGUAUAGUGACUGUCUGAGGAGACUGCUUGGGCUGAAGGAGAGACAAUGGUCAAUGUAAUCUUUCAAGAGGUCAGAUGUUGAGAUGUUGAGAUUCCAGCCUACUGGUCCCUUUGGGCAAGCAGCAUCUUUGGGCUGGUCUCUACACUGCACAAUACGUAUUCUUAUGUGGUAGAGAUCGGGGUGGGGGGUGAGAAGGGCUGUCGUGUGAUGCACAGAAGCUGUUGGUAGUUCUAGGCUAGUCUGCCGUUGCAGGUUGAGUUUGUAUAUGUUUUACGUGGCUUCUCUUUAUGUUGGUGUGCAUGAGUGUGAGUGUGUGUGGCUUUAUGUUUUUUGUAAGCACUGGAGAAUUGAAACACAGUGAUGUUUGAGACAAAUCUAUACAUGUAGAGAAGUUGAUGUUUUGUAGCUUCUGUUAACUAGUGGGUGCAGGCACACUUUUACCCUCUCUGUCCGUGUCCUGAUGAAAGAAACAGGAAAAAUUAUUUUUUUCAACCUGUCAACUUCCAGCACACUUAAUGUUGCCAUUUAAAUGAACAGGGUAUUACACAAGAAGAAAAAAGAGUUUUUGAAAUGGUGAGGUAGAAGUGUUUAAAAGGAAAAAAAAAUUGAAGUAAUCUUUUGUUUCUUCGAAGCUGUUUGUAGCUAAACAUGGGAAUCUGCAGUGUCUCCUUCCAUUUGUUAUUUUCUGAUAAUUCACCUCUUCAUCCCAUCCAAAAUGAGGUGUAUGAGAUCAAGAGCUGUUGCUGUAGCCCCUCAUAAUUCCCACCAUAAAAAAACUCCAGUGGGAUCCCUCAGCUCUAUUCAGGAAGACAAAAGAGAGGAGAGACUCUGCAGUUUUCUUUGCUUCGCUCUCAUUCCUCUCUAAUGGCCUUGAAAUGUAUUAUUAUGCAAAUGUGAAUUUUGAUACUGAACUUAAGAAGAGGUUGUUUGUUCUUUUUUCAAAAAAAAAAAAAAAAAAAAGGUCCCAUAUGUGGUCAGCAUCGCUUCUUUAUUUUGUAAGUGAAUUGUAAACUAUGCAUUCUGCAAAGGGGGCGUAGGGGACAGAGAUAGCUUUGCUAAACUGUUCAGGAGUUUCUGUGUCCAUGGUUUAUCCGUUACAGUUUGGGGGAGUGGGGAAGUGAUGACUUAGAAAUAAGGAGUUUGCAACACUUUUCCAGAAUUUGGCAGCUGGACAGAGAUUUGGAAAAUCAAGGUGGAAUGCAAAAAUAAAAUAAAAAAAUUAAAAAAAAAAAAAAUCCAUUCUAAACCUUCUGCAGGAUUGUGAAUUGUAGCCAUGCAGUGUUAACCCAGGGCCAGUAGGGUGAAUGGGACACCAGCUCUACCUGGGGAACAAUCCACCACCUCCUGCGUUCUGGCCCCGGUCAAGCUCAGGAAACAGUGCCAUAGGCACUGGCUCUUUUGGAUUUACUACUUGCUUUCCAUUACAGCAGUCUUGCACUCUCCCAGGAAUCGGAACACAGCUGGUCUGUCUGUUUACACCCGCUUUUCCCUAAAAUUUUCAUCGCUGCUGCUUCUGGCACAGCUCAAAUAGUGGCAGCACAGCUAUGGACAAGACAGUGGAGGUGGUAUUUCUUCCUAGUGCUCAUCAAAGCAUCUACCAGUGCUUUGUCUUCUGGUGUUACCAUAGGUGAUUUAGCAUUAAUGUUGGCAUUAGAUGAAAUUUUGGGGAAUGUUGGCUGACGCGUAGACUAGGCUCUCUGUUUAAAAGAGGAGAUCUUUAUUAAGUAGUUGGUAUCAUAAUGGGCAAAAAAGGAUUGACUUCCUCACAUCUCCAAAAUGCAGUCCUUGUGAAUUGCACGUGCUCUAUGAAGCUUGCUGAGCUUCUAGGAGCAACCUUCUCAGAAAAAUGUAGAUCUCACUGCCCUCUUCAUCAUCUUGAUAGGGACCCUUUGUUGACUUGACUUUCUCCUUUGUCCGUGGUACCAUGGUACCUGCAUUAUUCUUGGCAUUAUCUUAAUGUAAUAUCAUAUACCGAGAGAUUAUCCUGCCUGUAUUCAGUGUUUUCAUGCAGCAAUUUUAUUUUUGUUGACGUUCACAGUACUGUAAUAAGUAAUAGACUUGAUGAUCACUCUCACAUCUGUGCCUGCCUUGCAGAUGUGAUCUUAUCAGGGUUCCACUCUGUCAGAUUGCCUUUAAAAACAUUUAUAUGGAAAAAGUGAAAAAAAAUCUGAAGUUUAAACUCACUCACAAAAAUACCUCAUGGUACAUUUCCCCUUCUCAUGUAACCAUUCAAAUCUUACUUUUUCUUUGAAGCUCAAUGGGUUUUUAUUUCCAUCUGUUAUCUCCUUUUUAGAAAAAUGUUUGGACUAUUGGUUUUGGGCACAGGACCAGAAGCCUGAAACUCCUGAAUUUUAACAUCAGCCCUUAUUCUUCCCUCUUUGGCUGUGGGCGAGUCAUUUAACUUCUUUGCCUUUGUUUUUUCAUUUGUAAAACAGAGGUGAUAAUAACACUUACCUACCUCACAGGGGUUUUGUGAGGAUCAACAUGUUUGUGAUGUGCUUUAAAGAUUAAAAGCUUGAUAGAAGUAUUAAGAGUUUUUACAGCAAGACAGUUCAUUUUUUUUUUACAUUUCUUUUGCUUGUGUGAAGGGAGAGAACCCAUGACACUGUCUUUGAUAAAGCCAUUCAACACUCAGAUCCUAAAUAACAGACGUUAAUGGAGGUUCAGUUACUCAUCCUCGUCCUCUCUUCAUGCCAGUUUCCUGCUGCUGCUCUUGUAGGGUUACGCCAGUUUUGCUGCAGGUCACACGUCUCUAGUUACACUUCUGGAUAAACCUUUGAACUUGAAGUACUUGAGCUUGCUGCUUCUUUCACCAGAUCUCCAGGUUGGAAUCAGUUUGUGUACUUCUCCCUCCCUUUCAGUAGAGUUGUUGUUCGUGUCAUCAUUCAGGUGGGCACUUCUCUUGCCGUUGUGAAGGGGAGGCCGUGGUCUGCGGUCGUAGAGAAGGGCUGUCACAUGGAGAACCAUUCCACCUUAGCUGCUCCGUGAACAAAAUCAGAGUGGUUUCCCAUUCCGUUCCCCAAAUUGAUGCAUCCCCCCGUGUGUUAUGGGUGACACUUUCUGCAGUGUCUCUCGGCUCGCAAUACCCAGAAGCCGUCUCCUGCCAGUAGGACACAGGAUUGGAGGGAGCGUCCCUCGCACCGUGAGGGCAGGCUGGGGCCUGCAGUGGUCAGGGAGCCUCGCUGCCUUCUCCAGUCUCCAACCAUGUGGAUGCGCAUCUCUGGGAUGUGCUUUUGGGCCUUUUGAGAGUCUGGCCUUUGAAAUGCCAAGGAGAUGGAGUCUGUGAAACCUCCUGUCUGACACUGCCUGCUUCUUUCUGUGCUGCGCUGCCCCCCACGGCCUUAGGGACGACUCUCCACUCUCGUAGUGUGCCAUCCUCUCCAUCGCUGCCAGUCCUUGAGGCAAAAUGCAGUGCUUCUGCAGAGAAAGGAGCUGAAAUGAUGCACCGUGUGCACCCGUGACGUUUCCAUACACAUAUCUUACAUUUCUGUCGGGUGCACACAGAGCAUCUGCUAUGCGAUGCUAUUCCUUUCUUAGGCAGAAAACAGAACAAACAGCAGCACGACUGCUGAUGGCAACUCUGCCAUGUUUACUUUGAACCCAAGGUUAGCUAUUUUCCCCAAAGAACCAAAAAAAAAAAAAAAAAAAAAAACCCUUCUAACAA
This is a messenger RNA of Lagopus muta (rock ptarmigan), 17994 nucleotides long. RefSeq names its product trinucleotide repeat containing adaptor 6B (gene TNRC6B). NCBI's taxonomy places the organism in Eukaryota, Metazoa, Chordata, Aves, Galliformes, Phasianidae. The transcript is spliced from 22 exons. Gene Ontology annotation, cellular component: nucleoplasm; P-body. The record is from RefSeq and is a predicted model, not a curated record. The coding region runs from base 647 to 5950 and encodes 1767 amino acids. Gene Ontology annotation, molecular function: nucleic acid binding. Gene Ontology annotation, biological process: miRNA-mediated post-transcriptional gene silencing; positive regulation of nuclear-transcribed mRNA poly(A) tail shortening.